Molecule: messenger RNA, 1053 nt
Organism: Zingiber officinale
Lineage: Eukaryota; Viridiplantae; Streptophyta; Magnoliopsida; Zingiberales; Zingiberaceae
Product: carbonic anhydrase 2-like
Exons: 8
Coding region: 1-963 (320 amino acids)
Biological process (GO): carbon utilization
Molecular function (GO): carbonate dehydratase activity; zinc ion binding
Source: RefSeq, a predicted model, not a curated record
AUGGCGGCGGCACCGCACCUCGCGACUAUGGCGGUGGCAACACACCUCGGUCUGACCGGCGACGACAAAGAUAUGGAGAGGAGGAUGGAAAAGGAGAUGUUGUGGUCGGCGUCACGAGAAGAAAACGAUCUCAGCCCACAAGCGACGAGAGGCUACUGUGACGCGUUGCUGACGAGAGGAGAGGGAGAGAAGAGAGGAGGCAAUCUCGUCAACCAAGGGAGGCCGCCGCCGGAAACGAGGAGGAGGAGCAGUGAGUGGGGUCGGCGACGAACUAGGCGGAGGCAGCAGCUCCCUGUCUCUCUGCUCGGUGGCGGCAGAAAAACCCAGCACGAAGAAGCCUCUGCUCUCCCCCCGCUCGCGGUGGAUGCGGAAAUGGAGAGGUUGACCUCCGGCUUCGAAAACUUCAAGAACGACGUCUACGACAAAAACACAGACUUGUUCUCGCAGUUGUCGCAGGGACAAAGCCCCAAGUACAUGGUGUUCGCUUGCUCUGACUCGCGCGUGUGCCCGUCGGUGGUGCUCGGGUUCCAGCCCGGCGAGGCCUUCAGCGUCCGCAACAUCGCCGCCAUGGUUCCGCCUUACGACCAAAAAAGGUAUAGUGGCUCUGGAGCCGCCAUUGAAUAUGCUGUUCUUCAUCUCAAGGUGGAGAACAUUGUGGUGAUUGGCCACAGCUGCUGUGGUGGGAUCAAGGGGCUCAUGUCCAUCAAAGAGGAUGGGAAUACCACAACCGAGUUCAUUGAGGACUGGGUGAAAGUAUGUUUACCAGCGAAGGAGAAGGUGAAUGAAGAAUUCGCGUCCUCGUCUUUUCCUGAACAGUGCACCGAAUGUGAAAAGGCGGCUGUGAAAAUCUCCUUGGAGAACCUGAAGACGUACCCCUUCGUGAAGGACGCGGUGGAGAAGGGCUCCUUGAAGCUCUUCGGAGCAUACUACGACUUUGUGAAUGGGAAAUUCGAGAUAUGGUGAAUGAAUGAAACAGGCAAACCUGCAAUAUAACUAAUUAGUGGUAUCAGUAGUUCAUGGAAGGACGGAAUAAGAACAUUUAUUAUAUCUAAU